This is a messenger RNA of Sabethes cyaneus, 1519 nucleotides long. RefSeq names its product zinc finger protein 287-like. NCBI's taxonomy places the organism in Eukaryota, Metazoa, Arthropoda, Insecta, Diptera, Culicidae. Gene Ontology annotation, biological process: regulation of transcription by RNA polymerase II. Gene Ontology annotation, molecular function: chromatin insulator sequence binding. The record is from RefSeq and is a predicted model, not a curated record. The transcript is spliced from 2 exons. The coding region runs from base 38 to 1519 and encodes 493 amino acids. Gene Ontology annotation, cellular component: chromosome.
UAUUUAUCUAUAUUCAUUGUCCUGCUUGGAAAUAGUGAUGAAUGAUGAUUCGAAAGAAUUCGGCCCGGUAAAGCUGGUAGAGGGAAUUGCGAUAAAAGCGGAAGAAGCUAACAUCACCGACAUUCUGGAUGCAGAGGCCAACUCGCAGAAAACGACCAACGACCGGUGCUCCGGGGAGGGAGCUUUCUCGAUCGCCUCCGCAGAGGUGGAGGCUAGCGGUGAAGUGAAACAUGAACCUCCGUUAGAGAUUAUUGAUGGAAAUGAUGGAACAGAAACCUCUUCUACAUUGGUGCCUGCAGAAGUCAAUGGAGAAACCGCAACAUCUAAUUCCAGCGAUGCGGAGAGCUUCCAACCGAACCACGCCCGUGGUGACCGAAGUAAAAGUUUAGUGGGGCAUGUGGACAACAAUCAAUGGAAGAAGCACGAUUGCACCAUUUGUGACAAACCAUGCGUUACAAAAAGCAGACUCAAGAUCCACAUGGGAAAACAUACCGGAGAGCGGCCGUUUAAAUGUGACAAAUGCGGUAAAACAUUUAUCACAACUGGCGCGCGAACUGUUCAUUUGGUGGUUCACAGUGGAGAGAAAAACUUUAAAUGUGAAAUUUGCAGCAAAAGUUUUACCUACAAGGCACUGUUAAAAAAUCACCAAGCAAGACACGGCGAGCGUCCGCAUGGGUGCUCAGUUUGCGGGAAAAGAUUCAUAUUUCGUAGAGAUCUAGUAACUCACACGGCCUGCCACACCGAAGACCGGCCGUUCGCGUGUGAUGUUUGCGGUUCAGCCUUCAAGUCGGCUCAAUAUCUGUAUUCUCACAAGAAAAGGCACAGCUCGGAGCGUCCCCACAAGUGUUCGACUUGCGGAAAAACGUUCCGAUUUCGCCAAGCACUGGAUGCCCACAUGAUCAGUCACAGCGAGGAACGGCCAUUCAAAUGCGAUGUUUGCGAUUCAGCCUUUAAAACAGCUACUAACUUAAACAUUCACAUAGACAGACAUUCAGCGGAACGUUCGCACAAGUGUUCGAUUUGCGGGAAAGGAUUUACCAUCCGUCCGACGCUCCUAGCCCACAUGCGCAGUCACGACAAGAAGCGAUUCGAUUGCGACAUUUGCGGUUCGUCAUACAAGACUGGUGCUAUUCUAGGUAGUCACAAACGGUCCCACAUGAGCGUGGAGUCAUACAAGUGCGACAUAUGCGGCGGACAGUACGUCAGCAGCAGAACUCUUAAAGCUCACAAAAAGCUACACACAACCGAACGGAGGUUCCAGUGUGGCUGCGCAAGGAAGUUUCCCUCCUACGAAGCUCUCAAGCAGCACAGGCAGAGCGACUGUAAAGAUCGACCGUUCAAGUGUACGGUGUGCGGGGAAACUUUUCGCACCGAGAAAAUUCUUCAGCUGCACUUUCGCCAGCACGGCAAAGGUUCACAACAAUGCACGAUCUGUUCCAAAUGGAGGAUUGACCUGAACGUUCACAUGCGGUCCCACGAAAAGAACGGUCUCUUUGUUGAGAAAAAGUAUAUUUGCUAG